AACAAAUCUUUCAAUUAUUGUUUUUUAAAUACCUACUCAUACCUCACACUGACAGUUACCUAACCUUCCUUUAUUUAUUUAUAUUCUAUUCUAUGAUCAAUAUCACAGAACGCAGAAUAGAAGGGAUAAUAUAUGUCGGUUUUGUGUCAUUAGAUUUUGAUUUUUAUGUUGAAUUUUACAGAUUUAUUGAUAGAACUUGGAAUAAAUACUUAAUUAUUUAAGGCUGUUUAUGAUCGGCAUUGAACGGAAUACAGUUGUUAUCAUAUGGAGUUGCUUAGUACUGUGUUGAGACGAUAAAGUUGUAAGAUAGUGUAUGCUGGUAUGGCUCAAGUUGAUGCUGCUGAAAAAGAAGCCAGUGAAGUCCUUCAUUCAUUAUUAUCUGUUGAACGUAUUGAAAGUAAAGAGGGUAUAAUUGUUGAUACGGGGGAUGAUAAUCAAAGUACUACGAACACUUAUCAAACUGCCCAAACGAAAAAUGCAGAGAAUGGGGAAAAUGAAGCCACACUACAAUGGCAUACACCUGUGCAAUUGGGAACGCAUUCUCUAUUCUCCACCAUCGAUGGUCAUAGUCACUUCACCCACACAAUGGAUGAUCAUCAGGUAAUUUGGGGCGGCACUUCUUUACAAGUAGAACCUGAACAUAAGUAUAAUGUCAAUACAAUUUAUACAACAACACAAGUCAUAGAAAAUGAGGAAAAUCUUGAAGAACCUUCUCCUAAAAUUCAGAAUCAUAUUCGUAGCACUAACAUUAAAAACAAAAACCCUCCAAAAAUAAAUAUAAAAAAAACACCCUUGAAAAAAAAGAAGAAAGUUGAACCUAUAGAAUCUGUUGCUAAUGAUCCGACAAAAUUGGAAGAAAGUUCUGCGCAAGUUAAAGAAAGGUUCAAAAGGGGAUGCGAAUGUCAGGAUGAGAGUUGUUUUCGAGGUUUAAAUCCUGAUAAUGUGUACAGACACAGACUGAAUAUUGCUGAGCUUACAAAAGGUGAGCAUGAUAUGUAUUUGAUGGGUGUAACUAUGGCAUGCUUGGCAAAUCCAGACACAACCGUGAGACAUAAAGAACGAAGAAGGUUGAGAGCUCAAUAUGUUUAUCAAGGGAGACGAGUAUGUUUGGAUGCUUUCUUAUAUUUAGAAAAUUGCACUCAUUAUCAACUCAAAAGAAUUAGAAAGCAUGUGAUGACUCAUGGAGUUGCCCCAAGAAUACAUGGGAAUCAUGGCAAGAAACCCCACAAUACUUUUCCUCUCAACAUUUACAGACAUGCUACAGAUUUUCUGAAACAGUAUUUAGAGCAGCAUACUGGGGAUCGUGAUAUAGUCAACACAAAGCAGCCUAUACAACUGCCUUGGGAUGUGACAAGAAAAAAUUUACAUGAUGCGUAUAAGGAAUAUAGCCAAAUUUUGGAUCCAGGGACUAAGCUUAUGGGAUAUUCAACGUUUCGUCAUUUCAUGAAAGAACAGUUCCCACAUGUUAAGUUUUGUAAAAUCGAACCGAAAGCCUCUAACAAUUCGCAAAAUAAUCAACAACAUCAAGUACAACAAAAUCAGACUCAACAGAUCAACACACAACAUUCAGUUCCGAAACAGCAGACAAUUCAAACCAUUGAAAUUCCCAGGGAUCAACAAAUUCGUAAAUGCAUUAUAAACGAUGAAAUUCAGCAAGUCAUUCCAUUAGUUGUUGCUCCAAACGAUGGUUCAGCCACUCAACAUCAUCAGCAAGCAUUUUUGGUUACACCAGUACAACAGUUGAUUCCAAAUAAUAACAUCUCAACAGAACAUUCUGCUAAUCAUACUUCGGCUAGUACUUUUUCCUAUCAGUUGACAAACACAGGCUAUGUUAUCAAUGAACAGGGUAAUAUUGUUACAACUAUGGCCAAUUCUCAACAUCAGACCCCUUAUACAUUUAAUAGAAUGUAAAUUUUUGUUUUUUUUUACAUCUAAUUUAUUUUUGUCUGUAAAUAUUCAUGUAUGGUUCAUGUAAGUAUUAAAUUAAUUAUGAAUA
Molecule: messenger RNA, 1996 nt
Organism: Coccinella septempunctata (seven-spotted ladybird)
Lineage: Eukaryota; Metazoa; Arthropoda; Insecta; Coleoptera; Coccinellidae
Exons: 3
Coding region: 322-1911 (529 amino acids)
Source: RefSeq, a predicted model, not a curated record